Molecule: messenger RNA, 642 nt
Organism: Gopherus flavomarginatus (Mexican gopher tortoise)
Lineage: Eukaryota; Metazoa; Chordata; Testudines; Testudinidae
Gene: PSPN
Product: persephin
Exons: 2
Coding region: 31-624 (197 amino acids)
Molecular function (GO): receptor tyrosine kinase binding; glial cell-derived neurotrophic factor receptor binding; growth factor activity
Source: RefSeq, a predicted model, not a curated record
CAGAAGCCAACCCAGCUUAAUUGGGGAAGGAUGGACUCAUCCCAGCUCCUCUGCAGCAUCUCGCUGCUCCUCCUGGUCAGACCCGCUGUCUCCCAGCCAGUGGAAGGCAAGAGGCCCCUGCUGAUGGAAGAGCCACAGCCGGGUACCAGCAUCAGGGACCUGCUCUGGGCGCUCCUAGAGACGCACAUGCCAAAGGGACCUUCCCUGCACGUCCCGGAUGACCCUAGAAACCUGCUGCCCUACGCCUUCCCCGGGCCGGCCAAGCGCCGUCAAAAACGGAGGCUGCUGGCUGGCAGCCGCUUGUGGGAGCAGCCAGAGGAGCAGGAGUGCCGGCUGCGGAGUUUGCUGCUGCGUGUCAAGGACCUGGCCCUGGGCUACGACUCCGAGGAGACCAUCCUGUUCAAGUAUUGCAGCGGGAGCUGCCCCAAGGCCCGCACCAACCACGACCUGACGCUCUCCAUGCUGCUCCAGAAGAGCGAGAUCCCGGCCCUGGGCGAUGAGAAGAUCGUUGGCGACCCCUGCUGCCGGCCAACGCACUACGAGGACGUGGCCUUCCUAGACAACAGCCACCAGUGGCACGAGGUGGAGAAGCUCUCGGCUUCUGCCUGCUCCUGCGUGGGCUGAUGCUGCUGGCGGGAGGGU